Molecule: messenger RNA, 1418 nt
Organism: Antrostomus carolinensis (chuck-will's-widow)
Lineage: Eukaryota; Metazoa; Chordata; Aves; Caprimulgiformes; Caprimulgidae
Gene: ENOX2
Product: ecto-NOX disulfide-thiol exchanger 2
Exons: 10
Biological process (GO): ultradian rhythm
Cellular component (GO): external side of plasma membrane; plasma membrane
Molecular function (GO): oxidoreductase activity; RNA binding
Source: RefSeq, a predicted model, not a curated record
AUCUUCCCCCUCCAGCAACAAGGGAGAGGCCCCCAGGGUGUAAGACAGUGUUUGUUGGAGGACUGCCAGAAAAUGGAACAGAGCAGAUCAUCAUGGAAGUGUUUGAGCAGUGUGGGGAGGUCAUCGCUAUUCGGAAGAGUAAGAAGAAUUUCUGUCACAUCCGCUUUGCUGAGGAGUUCAUGGUGGACAAGGCGCUUUAUCUUUCUGGCUAUCGCAUCAGGCUGGGCUCCAGCACUGACAAGAAGGACACUGGGCGCCUGCACGUGGAUUUUGCUCAGGCUCGGGACGAUCUGUAUGAGUGGGAGUGCAAGCAGAGGAUGCUGGCCAGGGAGGAACGCCACCGCCGGAGGCUGGAGGAGGAACGCUUCCGCCCGCCCUCCCCGCCUCCUGUUGUCCAUUACUCUGACCACGAGUGCAGCGUUGUCGCUGAGAAACUGAAAGAUGACACAAAGUUCUUGGAAGCCAUACAGACCUUACUGACCUGGAUAGAACGUGGAGAAGUGAACAGGAGAACUGCCAACAACUUCUACUCCAUGAUCCAGUCGGCCAACAGUCACGUUCGCAGGCUGGUGAACGAGAAAGCAGCUCAUGAGAAAGAGAUGGAAGAAGCUAAAGAGAAAUUCAAACUUGCUCUCUCAGGGAUUCUGGUUCAGUUCGAGCAGAUAGUGGCCGUGUACCAUUCUGCCUCCAAACAAAAAGCUUGGGACCAUUUCACGAAAGCUCAGCGUAAGAACAUCAGCGUGUGGUGCAAACAAGCAGAGGAAAUUCGUAACAUUCAUAAUGAUGAACUCAUGGGUAUUCGAAGAGAGGAGGAAAUGGAAAUGUCUGAUGAAGAAAUAGAAGAUCCACCAGAGAUGAAAGAAACAGAAGAAUCAGCGCUGGUAUCACAAGUGGAAGCUCUGAAAGAAGAAAAUGACAGUCUGCGCUGGCAGCUGGAUGCCUACAGGAACGAGGUGGAGCUGCUAAAGCAGGAGCAAGGCAAAGCAAGCAGGGAUGAAGACACAACCAAGGAGCAGCAGAUGAAGCUUCUCCAGCAGGCUCUGCAAGGGAUGCAGAAGCAUCUUUUGAAAGUACAGGAGGAAUACAAAAAGAGAGAAGCUGAGCUAGAAAAAGUGAGAGAAGAAAAACUGAAAAUAGAAACGUUAUUAGAAAACCUUAAGGAGCAGCAGAAUAUAGCAGAUGAAGAGGACAAGGAGAGAGACACAAAUGAUUGUCAAGGGAAUGAGAGCAGUGCAGGCAGAGUUUGUGCGUGCAGCCAGGAGAAGGAAUGUCCAGUUGAGAAGACAUUGAGCAAUAGUCCUGUGAAAUCUGAACGAGAAGUUCUCUUAGUUGGAAUAAUUUCAACGUUUCUUCAUGUGCAUCCGUUUGGAGCAAGCAUAGAGUACAUCUGUUCCUACCUGCAACGUCUGGACAGCAAA